Molecule: messenger RNA, 4998 nt
Organism: Amphiprion ocellaris (clown anemonefish)
Lineage: Eukaryota; Metazoa; Chordata; Actinopteri; Pomacentridae
Product: zinc finger protein ZFP2-like
Exons: 2
Coding region: 143-1924 (593 amino acids)
Biological process (GO): negative regulation of transcription by RNA polymerase II
Cellular component (GO): nucleus
Molecular function (GO): DNA-binding transcription activator activity, RNA polymerase II-specific; RNA polymerase II cis-regulatory region sequence-specific DNA binding; DNA-binding transcription repressor activity, RNA polymerase II-specific
Source: RefSeq, a predicted model, not a curated record
UGAAAGCGGAAAGAAAAAGUGAGCUCAGCUCCAUCGCCGGAUGUUAGAAGUGUGACACCCAGCGGAAGUAGACAAAAAACUGCCACUAACGUUGUUAUUGUCGAGUCGUGGGCGAAUUUCUCACCUAUACUGUAGCAAAAAAAUGCCGUCAGUUCAGUAUCUGAGGCGGUUUUUCAACGAGCGACUAGCUGCUGCUGCUGAAGAAAUAUUUAAUGUCGUAGAAAAAACUAUCGUCGAGUAUGAAGAAGAAAUCAGCCGUCAGCGCAGACUGCUGACUGUCAUGUGGAAACCUCAAGUAAAGUUACACAGGACAGAGCUUCCACAGAAAUACUUCUGUAAGCCGGAGGAGGUUGUCACUGAUGAGCAACCUGUUAGCCAAGAGAGAAACUCACGUCUGGACCAUCAGGACCCAGAGCCUCCACAGAUUAAAGAGGAGCAGGAGAACCUGUGCAUCAGUCGGGACGAAGAGGAGCUCAUACUGAAACAGGAACCUGAUAUCUGUAUGCAGACUCUUACUAAUGGGAAAGGUGACCACAGUGAAAAUGAAACUCUGUUCUUGAAUCUUAAUGAAUCUCAGAUGGCAACGGAGGAGAAAUCCUUACUGGCCACCUUAGGUGAUAACUCUGAGAUAUCCGAACUGAACACAAACCACCAGCUCCUCUCUCACAACUCUCCUUUCGCUGGAAGCCAAGAUCGAGGAGAAGGAAAGCAUGGAGACUCGGUGUCAAUAGGAAAUGGAGAGACAAAACCACAGACAAGACACUUCAAAACCAAUAAUGUGCAUAAUCCUGCUAUGUUCAAAAAUGACUGCAGUCCUCUCAAAGGUGAAAAGUCAUUCAAAUGCGACACUUGUGGGAAGGCAUUUCCAUUUAAUUCCAAGUUGAUCAGACAUCUCAGAAUCCACACUGGUGAGAAACCGUAUUCGUGCAACGUUUGUGGCAAAAGAUUCAAUCAGCAAUCAAUACUGAAGGUUCAUAAACGGAUCCACACAGGUGAGAGGCCACAUAUUUGUAACAUCUGUGGUAAAAGUUUCAAUCAGUCAUCGACAUUAAAAGCUCAUAAAAUAAUCCACACAGGUGAGAAGCCGUAUUGUUGUGACACGUGUGGCAAAAGAUUCACUCAGAAAUCAAUACUGGAUUAUCAUUUCAGAAGCCACAGAGGUAAAACUGAUGCUUUUAUGGUGACUCUUAGGUAUGAAAAAGGUGACCAGAAUGAAGAUCCAACUCUGUACUUGAAUCCUGAAGGAUCUCAGAUGGCAGUAGAGGAGGACUCCUUGGACCACAUAUCGGAGAUACCAGAACUGCACCCCGACUACCAGAGCCUUGAGCACAGAGGAGGAAUGCUUGGAGGCUCAAUAUCAACUGGAAAUGGAGAGAUGAAGCCACAGAAGAGACACUACAAAAGCAAUAAUGUACUUAAUCCCACCAUGUUAAAGAUUUACUAUAAUACUCACGCAUAUAAAAAUUCUUUCAAAUGUGAAACUUGUGGAAAAACUUUUCCAUUCCAGUCCAAACUGAACAGACACCUGCGAGUCCACACGGGUGAGAAGCCGUAUUCUUGUAACAUCUGCGGCAAAAGAUUCAGUCAGACAGCCAUCCUGAAAGUCCACAAAAGAAUCCACACGGGCGAGAGGCCACAUUCUUGUAACAUUUGUGGUAAAAGCUUUAAUCGGACAUCAAUACUGAACGUUCAUAAAAGAAUCCAUACGGGCGAGAGGCCAUUUUCUUGUCAUAUCUGUGGAAAACAAUUCAGUCAGAAGUCAACACUGGAUGUUCAUGUCAGAACGCACACAGGCGAGAAACCAUAUUCCUGCAAAACAUGUGGAAAACAUCUCAGAAGUAAUUCUAGCUUGUUGGUCCACAUGAAAACACACACAGAUGAGGAGCCGUAUUCUUGUGAGACGUGGGAGGGAUUUCAGAUGUAACGGUUUCUUAAAAGUCUGCAUGAGCACUGCAGUGGAAAAUCUGCUCUUAUGAUGUUUAAAAAAAAAAAAAAAACAUCAUACAAAUCUGUGACAGGUUCUGUUCCAUAAGGGAGAAGGGCAGUUUUGUCCAGUAGUGGUGCAGAUAACUGAAAAAUCAUUCCAAAAAAAAAGUUGGCCAUUUACAAGAUGGCAAACAUUGGAGUCAUAAUUUUGGAUUUUUUUUUUUUUAAUAUUUUUGAAUUUGGUUAUUGAAUUUGUAUAAUAUUAACAUUGUUUUGUACAUUUUUGGCACCUUAGAAUUCAUUUCUAAUAACAGAAUGCAUCUACAAACCUUCAAAAAUAAGUAAAAUCACCUUAAUUCAAAGUGCAAAUGUCUUUGAAUGAAUUGAAUUUUGAAUUAGUGAGAGUUAUUUAAACCUUAUUAGUAUUUAGAACUUUUUAGAACUCUACUUUUGAAUUUGAAUUAAGAUUUUACUGUAGUUGGAAAAGAACAUUUUAAGUAAGGAUUAGUUCCAGGAGUCCAUCUAAGUGACUUCUGAGACAAAAAUGCUUCCUCUACUACUACACCCUCACACUCCAUGCAUAUUACAUCAUUGGAUUGAUAUGCACUACACCCUUCAUUUCUCAUACAUGUUUUAAAGGACCGCACACAACUAGUGUAAGAAGUACAAAUAGAAGACUGGUCUACUUUUUCAUUUGCAACUGUAGUGGAACUAUAGUAAUGCAGCAGCUGCUAUUCAAAUGACCUGCAUAUGUUAUGUGAUCAGUGUCGCCACUGUGCCGAUAUAACCUUGCUCAGAUUAAAACUCCUUCCUCAUAAGGGCAUUAGUUCUCAAGUUUUGAGCCAGCUCAUUGAACAUACAAAUUUUGAAAGCAGUCCUUAACCUGAAAUAUAUUUUGUUUCUCUAAAAAUAAGUAAAAAUGUGAUUACUAUAUUAUCAAUUGAUAAUAUAUGUAAGAGUCACGUGGUCUUGUACUGAACGUGUAGCAAACAAUUCUCUUGCAGUGUGUCCUGGCUAAAACACACAAUAACAUUCUUAUCUCAAUUACUUGUUGAAACCUAUAAAUAAUGAUAAUUCCCCCACUAAAGAAACACUGUUUUGCAGAAUCUACAUCUAUGCAAUUGCAUGACUAAAAUUUCCCAUUGAGAUGAGGUCACAAUAUGAAUGCAAUUUUGCUUUUGUAAUCUCCCAAAUCUUGGAAACGUGCUCGUUUCACACCGAGUACGUUGUACUUACAGACUGACUAAUGGACAUCUUAAUGGAAUUGUUAAUUGUACAGAUUAUUUUUCUUUUUUUUUUUUGCACUACCUCAGUCAUUAACGGUUUGUGAACUCUCUGAUCUUAAAGCGUUUGUUGUCUGCAGUUUUUAUACACACUACCGUUCAAAAGUUUGGGGUCACCCAGACAAUUUCAUGUUUUCCAUGAAAACUCACUUUUAUUCAUGUGGUAACAUAAUUGCACAAGGGUUUUCUAAUCAUCAAUGAGCCUUUCAACACCAUUAGCUAACACAAUGUAUAGAAUAGUCAUUUACCACAGUAACAAUGUCUUGGCUGUAUUUCUGACUAUUUUAAUGUUAUCUUAAUUGAAAAAAGCUGCUUUUCUUUCAAAAAUAAGGACAUUUCUAAGUGACCCUCAAACUUUUGAACAGUAGUGUAUACAUUUUUAAUAUUCACAAAUUCAGUGGUUUAAUAACUUGGUUAACUACAAGCACUUUCUACCCAAGUCUUAGGAGUACAUAUCUUGACAGGUGUUGGAGAAUGAAAAUAAGUGCUGUUAUUUUCAUUUCAAAGUUGAAUUUAUUUCAAAUUUGCAAAAUUGUUUUUAAGUAUUUGACAUUUAAACUGUUGGUUCCUUUUUAAGCAAAAAGACAUAUUUUUCAUGUGGAUGUCAGUUACUGCAUACUGGCUGUUAAGUUGUAUUUACUGCAGUUCCUAAGUUUUUUUUUUUUGUUUUUUUUUUUUUUUUUGUGUAAGUCACAUAGCCAGAGUAUGAUGAGUUUCUCUAGAAAGCAGUGACACGUGGUGAAGGUUUCUUGCAGAUGUGGGGCUGCAUUUUUGCAAUUGGAAUUUGGGAAUUAGUCACUAUUGGUGGUGUCCUCAAGUAAUUCUAUGAGGGAAGCAUUUGAUUGGUCCCAAAUUCAAUCUGCCACAUAACAAUGUUGCCAAACAUACAGCUUGAAUUGUGCAACAGUUGAUGACUUUUUGGUCCAGAUUCAAACCAGAGUUCAGAUACAGACCAGUACCAAACUGAAGAAAAAAAUACAAAAGCGUAAGUGUCUUUGUAAAGUGUUAGGCCACCACGUGCUGCUGAAGAUGUAUUACCAUAUACAUGUUUAUGUUAUAAAGAUAUAUACAUGUAAACCUUUACUUUCCCUCUUCACUCUUGUUUUUAAUCUUUACUAUCGUUCUUCACCCCCUUAAUUUUGUAACUUUACUUUUCCUCUUCACCCUUUUUUAUUUUCUGAUCUUUACUUCCUAUCUUCACCCCUUUUUAUUGAUGUUUACUAUCCUCUUCAACCUCUCCAGUUUUGUUAUCUUUAUUUUUCUUCUUCACUCUUUUUAUUUUACGAUCUUUACUUUCCUCUUCAGCCUUUUUAUUUUACUUCCCCCUUCCACUUUUUUCUUUCAUAAUCACGAGCUCUCAACUUGUAUUGAACAAUAUUUACUUUAACUUUUCACACUUUUUAAAAAAUAACCUUUAGCUCACAUUUCCACCCAACAAUCUUUACUCAAGCUUCCCUAUUUAAUUUUGCUGUCUUUAAAAAAAAAAAAAUCUUUGCGUUCCCUCUCCACCUUUUUGCUGCUACUACAACUUUAUUUACAUGCCAGUGUUGCAUGUCACUAACUUUGUGUCUUGUGUCUAACCCUAACCCCAGCUGGACAAUCCACACAGCAUAACGUGUACUCCUUUAACUGAAAGUAAAGAAAUAGUCCCUAGUUUGUACCUGCUGUGAGCAUGCUUUUAGUGUUUUUACGCCAGGACAGUAGGUGGCUGCACGAGCCAUUUACAAGAUGCUUGUAUCUGCGCCAACAUAAUUUGCGGAAGUAAACAGAAAGACGUUAACGCAACUUC